Messenger RNA from Nymphaea colorata (pocket water lily), 1870 nucleotides. Its product is annotated as heme-binding-like protein At3g10130, chloroplastic. NCBI's taxonomy places the organism in Eukaryota, Viridiplantae, Streptophyta, Magnoliopsida, Nymphaeales, Nymphaeaceae. The transcript is spliced from 8 exons. The coding region runs from base 178 to 1341 and encodes 387 amino acids. The record is from RefSeq and is a predicted model, not a curated record.
GUUCAGAAUACGUAUCUGUGGAUAACGCCCAAGACCGAAGUCCCCUUCUUUGAAUUUCUUGAAAGCAUUGGCGGGUGGCUGUGGUGAUUCCUAUCUCUCUCCCCCCACCACUGGGGACUCGACCCAAAGAGAGGAGAAAGGGAGAGCAGGGCCCCAAGAUAAUCCGCCAUUCUGCUAAUGGCUUGUGUCCAGCAACUCUUGCCAUUCACCUGCAAUUUCUUCCCUUCCCACCACCACCACCAUCAUGGUUCCAUAUUCUUCACCCCAACUCGUGCAAAAUUCUUUCAGGAAGGCAAGAAGGGGCUGCCCGUUUUGAGAAGACGCUGGAAAUCCAAGUGGCUGGUCAGGCUGGGUUCGGCGGAGCAGGCUCCUCCGACCUCCAUUAACGUAGGAGAGUUUGUGGAUUUCUUGUAUGCGGACCUGCCCCACCUGUUCGACGAACAGGGGAUCGACCGGUCGAUGUACGACGAGAAGGUGAUGUUUAGAGAUCCCAUCACUAAGUACGAUACUAUCGAUGGGUACCUCUUCAACAUCGGCCUCCUCAGGAUCCUCUUCAGGCCUCUCUUCCAGCUGCACAGCGUUAAGCAGACAGGGCCCUAUGAGAUAACAACGAGGUGGACAAUGACAAUGAAGUUCUCUCUCCUACCAUGGAAACCAGAAUUGGUUUUUACGGGGACCUCAGUCAUGGGCAUCAACCCAUUGACCAGGAAGUUUUCUAGCCAUGUGGAUUUUUGGGAUUCAAUCAAACAAAAUGACUAUUUUUCCUUGGAAGGUUUAGUUGAUUUCAUCAAGCAGUUGAGGAUAUACAAGACACCAGAUCUAGAAUCUCCCAAGUACCAGGUGUUGAAAAGAACUGCAGAUUAUGAGAUAAGGAAGUACGAAUCGUUUCUUGUGGUGGAGACAAAAGUGGACAAGCUCUCAGGUUCUGUCGGUUUCAAUAAUGUUGCUGGGUAUAUAUUUGGCAAGAAUGCUUCAAGUGAAAAGUUCAAAAUGACAACACCUGUCUUCACGAAGGCUCUUGAUGAAGAACCAUCUCGAGUAUUCAUCCAAAUAGUGCUGCCACAGGGAAAUGAUUUGGAUGGCUUCCCAGCUCCGAGUGAAGGAGGUGUGACUUUGCAUAAGGUGGGAGGAGGCAUUGCUGCUGCAGUAAAGUUCAGUGGGGAAACCACGGAGGCUAUUGUUGCCGAGAAAGAGGCAAUGCUCCGUUCAGCACUUCUAAAAGAUCGUUUAAAGCCCAAACAAGGCUGCAUGUUUGCACGCUACAAUGAUCCAGGACGGACGAGGAGCUUUUUAAGAAGAAAUGAAGUGUUAAUAUGGCUUGAGGAAUUCACACUGGACUAGAAGCUAGGAUGUGCUAUUGGCGUAGAAGCAGGCACAAGCAAUGUUCUACAACAGCAUAGAAGCAAGGGCAGUGGCAUAAUUAAGAGGUGCAAUGCUCAUCAUUUGUUUUAACCCCAUAUUCUGAGGGACCGUUCUUCCCUGCUGCAGAAAAAACAUUUUGUUCAACAUUUAUUGGAAAGAGCAUGGCAAUUUUUGUAUCCUUUGUUAAGAAUAGUCUUCUUUGCUGUUUGGAAGCAGACAGAUAUAUCUAACAUUAGAUCUCCAUAUAUGCUCAUUAUGUACGUCAGAGCAGAUUAUGUAUGUCAGAGCAGCUGUAACAAGGGAAUCAGUGCAGAGCAAUGCCAAUGAUCUAUAGUUGCUGCUGUAUGCAUACAUAUCUUGUUUCAGGAAUAUAUGCAUGUAAUAACCGAAAUGGUUUAUGUCUCUGCGUCCCUGGUAUAUAAGGUUCAUCACUUAUUUCCAAUUUAUGCACAAUUAGAUGUAUCCGUUUCUAUUUGGAGUUUAAUUGAGAUAGUUCAAUUUAUUGUUC